UUAAAUUUAGAUAAACCUCUUUUGAUAUUGAAUUGAAUCCUAUAUUCCCCAAAGGAAAUAACAAAGUUCAUUACUUUUUGUCACACGAUGUAUUAAUAUUCAUGUUUUGUUGUUGUUGUUGUUAACAAACACAGAUCAUUGAAUUGUUGAACAGGGCCAAAAAGAACACACAUUCUACACACUGAGUCGAGUUUUGGGGACAAGGAUAGGAAAGGACCAAUUGCCCUUCUAAAUCACCUAUUAUGAGUUACCUAAUUGCUUUAAUAUUUUUGGUUCAAUUCUAUUUUCAACAUGUAAAGAAAGUACACCAGAUUUAAUUGUGAAUUCAAAUUUUAAAUUACACAAUAGAGCCUGAAUUUAUUCACAACUAUGCUUACAUGUAUUGAAUACAUUGUACCCAUAAUCUUUCAAAAAAUUACUAAGCAGUCAAUUUUACAUGUGUCCUAGAUUUUUAAAUAAAAAACACAGGAAAGAUACCAGGGCAUUACACUUACAAACCACACAUAUUGAAAAUCUGUUGCAGAGACUUUCUUCUUUAGCACAUUAUAAUACAUCUCAUCUGAAUUCAAAUGCACCUUUAAAUUUGAAAACUUAUACUCAAUGUGGGGGUAAAUUAAUAUUUUACAGAAAAGCCAUUUUAACAUGAAAGCAGGCGGACUGAUAGUGAGGUUUAAAACUGUUUGGAAUGUUUGAAACUAUGACCAGUGCCUUUGUGGAUGAAUUCCCCAGAUUCUUAAAACAUAAGAAGAUGGUCUUUACAGUUGGGAUGUGCCUGGUUGAGUUUGUGUUGGGUAUUCCAUGUGUAACACAAGGAGGUGUUUACAUUCUUCAAAUCAUGGAUUGGUAUGCUUCUUCAUUCUCCUUAAUGUUAUUAUCUCUAACAGAAUGUGUUGUCAUUGCUUGGAUAUAUGGAGCCGACCGAUUUUACAAAGAUAUUGAACUUAUGAUUGGUUAUCAACCUGGACCUUGGUGGAAGAUUUGCUGGAAAUACAUCACCCCAACACUUAUUAUUGCUAUAUGGAUAUUCAGUGUUUUUUCUAUGAAACCUGUAUCAUAUGGUGACUACCAGUAUCCUUCUUGGGCUAUAUCAAUUGGCUGGGCUUUAAGUGUGAUAUCUAUUCUACCAUUACCUAUUGUAGCUAUUUAUGAGAUAUAUAAAGAAGAGGGACCUCUUUUGCAGAGAAUCAAGAAAUUGAUUCAACCUGCUGAAAAUUGGGGACCAGCUCUUGAUAAACACAGAGAAGAAUAUUUGGCUACCUUAGAACCAUCGAAACGUCCAACAUAUAGAGAAGUUACUGCACCUAUUUAUUUACCUACAACCUUGCCAACAAUCAAAGAAAAAUGUCCCUCUCCAAUUCCAGAACAAGUGACAUUAUUAGGUGUCUGUGAUCAAUUACCCGUUUCAAAAUGCUAAUCCUGUGAUAAAAACUAUUUUAUUUAACAAUACACGAAGGAUGAAAGAUUUUAUGAAUGAAACAAUUGAGUUCAUGCAGAAGCAUAGAUAAUACUGUAUUAUCUAUGGUGGAAGAGCCAUUUGGGAAUUUUCCUAUAUUUGAUUUCAAGAUAAAUCUGUUAUUUUUUAUCAAUAAGACUGAACAUACAGGAAAGGUUUGGUUGUUCCGAGACAAAAUAUGGAAUAUGCUUUCUUCUGAUAAAAUCAGGUUUGAAGAGAAAAUAAAGAACAAAAACAACAGGAAAGGUUUUGAGUAUUCUGACUGAUAGAAUAUGCUUUCUUCUGAUAAAAUCUGGUUUGAAGACAAAUUAAAUAAAAUAUAUACUUGAAUCCAAGUAAAAUGGCAAAAUACAAGGCUUUCAAAUACUGAAUAUUUUAUUAGUGACAUCAUCACAGAAUACUUAUAUUUGAAAAAUAAGAUCUGGAUGAAUUGCAAUAUUGUGUUUAUUCAUUUUGAGCUUAUGGAACUAUUAAAGUAUCCUGCUUGCCAUCCGCUGUGAAAUUAAUACUAAGAAAGGACCAAGUUCUGUGGACAUCUACCAUUUGAAAUUAUAAUAAAAUUUAAGAUCUAAAAAUGCAAUUGUUAUACUAAUUUUUUUAGACCAAAGGAUUAUGUUUUAAUAUUAGACCAAAGGAUUGUUUUAAUUUACAUGACAGUUAAGUCAAAAUUAUGGAAUUAUAAGAUUUGAAACUGAUAAUUUAAGAUCUGAAAGCACUACAAUCCGAUAGUUAUACUAAUUUUUGAGACCAAUGGAUUUUGUUUUAUUAAA
Messenger RNA from Patella vulgata (common limpet), 2223 nucleotides. RefSeq names its product sodium- and chloride-dependent glycine transporter 2. Lineage: Eukaryota; Metazoa; Mollusca; Gastropoda; Patellidae. The coding region runs from base 686 to 1414 and encodes 242 amino acids. The record is from RefSeq and is a predicted model, not a curated record. The transcript has 6 exons. Gene Ontology annotation, biological process: sodium ion transmembrane transport. Gene Ontology annotation, cellular component: membrane.